Messenger RNA from Penaeus indicus, 3423 nucleotides. Its product is annotated as AT-rich interactive domain-containing protein 1A-like. Bases 154 to 849 code for a protein of 231 amino acids. The record is from RefSeq and is a predicted model, not a curated record. NCBI's taxonomy places the organism in Eukaryota, Metazoa, Arthropoda, Malacostraca, Decapoda, Penaeidae. The transcript has 3 exons.
UGAUCAAUCAUUAGUCCCUUGUGAUAAGGCUCUUCCUAUUGGAUAUGUAGCGCAGUUACCAUAUCUGUAGUGGUAUAAUAACUUUGCUUGAUAAUGACUCAUUGUUAAUUCAGUUUUACUUGCAGUUACGGACAGCACAGGAAGAAAAAAAAUAUGACAACGACGGCAACGACACGGGUGUUUGGUAGAAACGUCACCAACAAAGCGGGAAUAAUCACUUUGGUGAUUGGAGCGCUGGUCGUGGCGGCUGGCAUUGCAAUGAUAAUCACUAGUGUUGUACUUAGCACCGAUUUUGACUAUGACGACUAUGGUGUGAUAAUUGUUCUCAAUAUCGUAGGAGGACUUAGUCUGAGUGCUGGAGGACUUAUUGUGUCGACAGGAUUUGUGAUAAUUUGCACCAUACGCCACAAAUCAUUGGCCAGUUCCUUGACGACACCCGUGUAUGUUGCCCAACAGUACCCACAACAAGGCACAACUCAACUAUACCCACAGCAGGCAGGAGUUUCACCAUAUCCACAGCAAGCAGGAGUUUCACCAUAUCCACAACAGGCAGGAAUUUCACCAUACCCACAGCAGGCAACUGUCCCAUCAUACCCACUGCAGGAAGCUGCUCCACCAUACUCACAGCAGGAAGCAGCUCCACCAUACCCACAGCAGGCAACUGUCCCAUCAUACCCACAGCAGGAAGCUGCUCCACCAUACCCACAGCAGGCAGCAGCUCCACCAUACCCGCAGCAGGCAACUGUCCCAUCAUACCCACAGCAGGAAGCUGCUCCACCAUACACACAGCAGGCACCAGGUCUACCACUAGGCCCAGACCAGCCCUAUCCUGAAAAGAGUGCAUAUUAAGUCUCCGCGAAUGGCAUUAUAUUAAGUGUACUCGCCACGGGGUAACACCAGGCAUAUAUAUAACGUAGAUCCACUAGAAGUUUACAUUUGAGAAAUUGCACCAUGCAGUAAUUGCGUAAAUGAAGAUCAGCCAUGUUCACUGCGUCAGUUAUAGAAAAGGUAUGGGCUAUAAUGGAUAUCCUUACAAUGUUAGAGAUGUAUCUGACCGGUUUCUACUACAUGAUUAUCAAAAAUAUAUAAUUUUGAUAUUGUCAAAUACAUCUCUUACGCUGUUACGAUAACAAUUUUAAUUCAGACCUUUUCCCUUGCAGUAAAGAAUUAGGCUUUCUUGUGUCUUUUACUUCCGUUUAUAGCUUCAAGAUAAUUUUCAAAAUAAAUGUGAUUCUGAGUUGCAUUUCGAAAUUAUAACUGUGUUUAUAGCAUACAAACCUGUAACACCUAAAUAGGUAGCCAGGCGGGUCAAGGCAAGGCACGUGGUAUCACUUUCAUUGUCUAGUGUAAUAAUAUAAGAAAACAAAAACAACAUUAAAAAAGGAAUAUAGCAUUUCUCUUUGUUUUGAAAUGUUAUGCUGUGAUUCGUCUGGAUAUUGCCAACUGUACUCAGUCCAACAUCAUUAACAGAAGAAAUGGCAACUCACUCCGAUUUCUGGAGGACUCCGAAUCGCCAAAUCUAUUUUAAGAAGGAAAAUAGACGCGUUGAAGGGAAAUGUACACCAUUCCCUGUUGUGGCCAUGGUAUUUCCCUUCAGUAUAUCAUAUCAUACCCUGUUGUCGGUAUGGUAUGUGAAAAGAGACGCAUUGAAGGGAUUCCGAAUCCUCAGAUCUGUUUUUAGAAGGAAUUAUAAUUUAUAAAGUUGUGUAGUCUAUACCUACUUGAGGCAUCUGGCAUUACAUUCAUAGAUACUUAGUAAUAAGUAUGAGUAGUAAUUCUGCAUUCAUUUGAUAUUAUUCAAACUAAGAAACAGAUAAAAUUUUUUGAUCAAUAUAUAACUUUGUAUAAUGUGAUUUUGGUAUUAUUCCUUAUACAAUUUUUUUUCUGGACACAGUACAAUUGAAUAAAUAAGCAGUGACUAUACGUACAUUCGUUUUACAUACAUGUUGCAAAUAGAUUUAUUUUGGGGGGAUCAAUAUGCAUUACUUCACUUUAUGCAUUAUUUAUUUCAUGUGUGGAAUCUAUAUACAUAUAUCUAGAUAAAAAUGCCUGCGUUACCAUUGACUUUGAUAUAUAUUAAUGAAUAUGUAGAAUUUUAUAUAUAUUUAUGAAUAUGUAGAAUUUGAUACAUAUUUAUGAAUAUGUAGAAUCUGAUAUACAUAUAUAUUUAUGAAUGUGUCAUGCUUUUUUCAACUCUGCGAAAAAUGUAUAUAAUUUAUUCCAUAUGUUAUAGAAAUACAUGAAAAUAUAUAAAUUCAUGUUUCAAGUUAUACGUAAGGCUUAUAAUCAUACUCUACUCAAAUAUAACGUUUAGAAACAGGUUAUACAUAUGUUCUACAUGCUGUAUAUAACGGUUAAGAGUAAACGUAACCAUUAUCCUAUUAAAUAGUUUUUUUUUCACACGCUAUAGAGUGUAGGAAUACGGAGAAUGAUAUGAAUGUGAUGAUGAUACAUGCAUUUUAAUGAUAUGUAUAUAUUAUGUAUUAGCAUUGCAUAUUUAUUGAAUUUCUACUAGUGAGAGCAAAGAUGUUAUUCUUAAAGUGUUAAGCGUUGUAUGAAUAUGUAUUUCUUUUAUCCCUGAUAAAGAAAGGAAAAUUAAAAAAAUGUCUUUCGUAUUACCUCGUUGGGAAUGUAAAUGAAACAACUACCUUUAAAAAAAGACAUGUUUAUUUAUUUAUCUAUUGAACUUUGGUUACAUCAAUAUAUACUCUCGGUUUUAAGGUGAAACAAUGCACUAUGAAUAUGCUUAAUUUUCACAACUGGGAUAUCUCCCUCUCAAAAAAAAAAAAAAAAAUCCUCAACGUCAUAAAACGAGCACUUUCUUUCACGUUGCCUUUCUCUAUUAUCAUAAAACGAGCACUUUCUUUCACAUCGUCUUACUCUAUUAUUAAAAAAACGAACAUUUUCUUUCACAUUAAUUUAUAUCUGGAUUUUCUACAGGGAACUCUUACACUCGAAUACUAGGGUAAUGAAGCCGAUUCUGGGGGCAACGAGGCACUUUCUAAAAGUAAAAGGUAUUUGGAGUAGAUUCAUAAAUGAUAAUCAUGAAUGAAUUAACGACUGAAGAAGUACAUUCAUAAAUAAAUGAUAAUGAAUGAAUAAUAAUACUAAUAAACAAGGACAGUGUCAUAGCAGCAAAGUCCGAUUUUCUUGCAUUUAAAGAGGAUAAGACUCCCGAAGUGGAUAAACAUCAUCAGAUUGAAAAACUGAAUCCUUUUUGGGCCAGACUGGAAGAGGAAUAUAUGUCUUGUGCUUUACAGACCAUUGCGUUCAUAUUUUACUGAAGGACAAACAAUACUGGGUUUUCAGUUAAUAAUUCAAUAAAUAAUGUUUAUAUUCUAUUACCAAAAGCAAUGAUGCAUUAAUUCAAAUUUAUGAUAAAGAAACAAUAUUAUUUUUUGUCAAAGGAAUGAUGACUAAAUA